AAUGACGUUUCAAUCGUACGGGGGUCUGUUCCGGGACGAAUCAGAAUAGCUUGAAACUCCCCGGGAACCGCAUGCCUCCACUUCCGCAUCAGAAUGCGUUCGAGUGCUCCGUGAGAGAUGGCAGCAACGUCCGAGAACGGCAAAACCAGCGAACUGCUGCGGAAACGAAUUGAAGCCAAACGAGAUUUGGAUAAGAAGUCGUUGGAGAGUGUCGAGGCUCUUCUAGAGAAAAACAUCAGCGAGAGCCAACUACUAGAACACUGCAACAACUUGUGGCAACAAAGCUAUCAGGACUGUACAGAGGAACGCGCCCUUGCCGAGCUUUGCGGCUAUCCUGUAUGCGACAAUCCUGUUGCUUCGCAAAACUUGAAGAUGCCGAAGUACAAGAUUUGUGUGCGCUCCAAAAAGGUAUAUUCAACGGAGAAGCAUCGAAUUUUCUGUAGUCUCAGAUGCGCGGAGAACUCUGAGUGGUUGAAGUCACAGCUGAGCGAGCUCCCAUUAUGGAUGGUCGAGGCUCCCUAUCGCAGGAAAAUAAAUUUACGGGAGGACGAUCGGAACAUACCCAAAGGCGGGAACCUCGAUGGAAACCUCCUCCCUGAACCAGAAAAGAUUUCUGCCAAAGAGAUCGAGCAUCUGUCACAGAGUGUCGAUCGAGUUUCACUCCGGGACGGUACACAGCACGCACCAAUUCCACGCACGGAACCAGUCCCCAGGCGAGAAGAAAUGACUGCGCCUGAGAUAUUCACGGUCGAGAAACUUGAAAAGCUGCUCUGUGAAUGGUUUACAAUCGCCUCUCUGCACCACAUCGUCGGUGAAGAUCGCUUUCUGGAACUCCGAGCUCAAUACGACCAGGGCGUAACCGCUCCCGGACGCCAUCCCGACGAUCGUAUGGCGGAUUACAUCCGGCUGAAUGCAUUUCUGGCUCAGCAGGAGAAACUCGAAGGGAUAACGUACGAAGACGAAGAUGAGGAUAUGGGAGCCGCGAAGGAGUCGUCCUUGGAGAAACCAGAGAGGAAUGUACCCUGCAGGCCCACUCGCAAGAGGAAGGUCGGUUUCAAGUCUGCGGGGAAGAACUGUCAAUCAAGAGAAUCCUCAGGUGAUCUGAAACUCCCGGAAAGCUCUCACACUUCCGAGCCAGUCCUGCCGCAUGUUGACAGACAUCAGCAGAGGUUAAUCAGAGAGCAGAUUCUUCUCGAUCGAAUUUCCCCAUUGGUAGCAACCGCCUCCUCUCUGAUGCAAACGCCGGCCCAUACGUUAGCGAGAGAUAUCUCCCAGCUACUGCGGACGUUCGACUUGACCCACGAAAAUUGCCUGGUCCGCCAUAAUGAAAUAGCCGUUGUGUUCGCUCUCAUUAUGAUGUUGCUGGACAGAAAAGCAGGUGGUGAAGGACAGAUGUCGAAAGAUGUGCGUCUUGCUCUCGAUGCGCCCCUGAAGAAAGCCGGUCUCGGCUGGGGAGAUAUCUGCGUGGCAUUACAAAAAGCAACGGAUCCGCGGAGAUUAUUCCAAUGUCCGGUGGAUCGUCCUGUAUGA
Messenger RNA from Galendromus occidentalis (western predatory mite), 1530 nucleotides. RefSeq lists its product as uncharacterized. The transcript has 5 exons. The record is from RefSeq and is a predicted model, not a curated record. Gene Ontology annotation, molecular function: RNA polymerase II CTD heptapeptide repeat phosphatase activity; RNA polymerase core enzyme binding. Gene Ontology annotation, cellular component: cytoplasm; nucleus. The coding region runs from base 118 to 1530 and encodes 470 amino acids. NCBI's taxonomy places the organism in Eukaryota, Metazoa, Arthropoda, Arachnida, Mesostigmata, Phytoseiidae.